This is a messenger RNA of Vespula pensylvanica (western yellowjacket), 2050 nucleotides long. RefSeq lists its product as uncharacterized. The record is from RefSeq and is a predicted model, not a curated record. Bases 53 to 622 code for a protein of 189 amino acids. NCBI's taxonomy places the organism in Eukaryota, Metazoa, Arthropoda, Insecta, Hymenoptera, Vespidae. The transcript has 4 exons. Gene Ontology annotation, cellular component: nucleus. Gene Ontology annotation, biological process: protein import into nucleus.
AAUUAAUAUAAAUUAAUAUAAGUCUCAACGACAUAAGUCGCGACUAAAAGUUAUGGAGAAUACGGGUUUGAGUCCAUUGUUAAUUGCAAAAUUAAAGAUUAAAGAUGUUAUAAGUAAAAUGAAAAAUAAGUCACCGCAACUGCAGGAAGUUCUUAGACAGAGAUGUCGUCGACGAAUGAAAGAAAGAAGAAAAGAAAUAUUUAAUGCGAGAAGACUCGGUCUAGGAGAUAUAUCUGAAAAGUCGGAAGAAAGUUUUCAAUUGGAUGAAGAAACGAACGAGGAAGAAGAGAACUGGAUAUGCGAAGAAUACGAGCGUAUGCUGCAGGAUGAAAUCGAAUGGAUAGAAUCGCUUGUUUACGACGAUAGGAAAAUAGUAAUUUGCCCUGUAUGUCAAACGGAUACCAUGGUAGAAAUAUCGGAGUCCGUAUAUUGCAAAGUUUGCGGAUUUUGGCCGACGAAUUGUAACGAUAUUGAAACUCUUGGAAAUUUAAUUGAUAAUAGCGUCGAUAAUCAUUCCCAACGUUGCACCGCUGUACCCGGUUUUACGAUGGUCAGCGAGAACAACAGUUCUGUUCUGUAUAUGACAUGCGAAGAAUGUUCGUUUUUAACGUGCGUUAUAUAAUAUCCCUGUAAAGAGUAAUAACUUUGCGAAUAUUUUCGUAUAUUUAAAUGGCCUCAUUGUUAAAUUUAAUUUAUUAUAAUUCGUGCAUAUAAUUUUUAGUUUUUAGAUGAACCUUUGACACGCUAUGCGAGUAUCUUUUUGCAGAGAUAUAGUAUAAAUUCUAUCAUUUUCUUGGAAAGGGAGAUGCAGCGAUUCUAAUCUUAUUAUUUAGUUCAAAAAAUAAAGCCAGGAGAGAGGAUACAACGUUAAUCCUAAGCGAAUACGUUCGACCAAAUGAAAGUGCCAUCAACGGUAUUUAUUUUCUAACGUGAAUAAUUUUAACAAAUUAGGAAUAUACAAGGUACAAUCGUUAUCCCAUUUUAUCGUCAUUUUUUUUUUUUUUUCUAUCAAGAUUAAACAUUUGUCAUAUCAAUAACAGUAUGGUAUAAUUUUCACGCGAGUACGAUAGAUAUUGUAUGUACAAAAUAAACAUUCCUUUGCUGUUUCGCUCUUCUCACGUGCCACUUGUAAAUACGCGUAUAAACGCGUCAUAAGUUUGAGUAAAAAGAAAAAGAAGAAACGUUCGUACGUCGUAUAGCUUACAAAAGUAACAAUAAUUUUACAAUAGAGGUUUAAUAAUUCAAACAAAUAAAAUAUGUAUACAGUAUACAACGACGAGUCCUGAAAAGUAAAUAUAUUGGAAGAAAGUUUAUUUUUGUAUGAUCGUACAUCUUUCUCUUAUGUAUAUACAUAUGUACAUACGCACAAAUGAGGAUCGUUCCGUAAAUGGUUUACCUCUCCGCUCGCACGCUUCUCUGCACGUACAUGGUAUUUAUACAUACAUACACGGAUACACACAAUUUUGAAGAUUUCGUGUAAUCGUAAAAAUGAGAAAACUCUAAUAUGCGGAAUCCCUUUAAUUAGGCAGCUAAGCUCUGAUAAUUGAAAUUUAUAUGUGAUUUGUACAUUUCUGAGACAUAAGGUUACACAUUAAACGUUAUAUUCAUAGGCUCUAUAAAAUAUAUGUACAUACGUAUAGGUAUGUAUAUGAUUUUUUGUUUUGUUUUUCUCCUUUUACGAGCAGUAGAUAGAUCGCAAAGUGAAAAUCUAAUAUAACACGAACAUCGAUAACAUCGAUGUUUGAUAAAAUUUAUGGAGGCACACGGUUAGAUGCGUAACUCGAUUUAUAACUCUUCUCCUAAUAUGGCGAAAGCUUCGCGUUUAAAGCCUGUUACAGUUUGAAUAUUACGUAUUACUUUAAUACCACCAAGUCUCUCGUAAUAACAUUAAUAUAUGGCACCUAUUUAUGGAAACGAUUAAAAACGCGUUAGAAUAUCGACGUACGAAACUUACGCAUUCUGUUUGAAGGCCUUAGAUAAUAUGAUAUAUGUAUGUAAAUAAUUAUUUGGCAUAGCUACAUCUAUAAUUAAAUCGUUCCUUUGUAUUGAA